GCAGUUGCUGGCUAGCCCGGGAGGCCGAGGAGGCUGUCGUUGCCUCGGCGGUCGCAUCCCCGAGGGAGUCGUGUCGGCGCGUCCCUGGCCCCCAGACCCGCGUAUUGCUCCACAGGCUAGUGUGCGCGCUUCCAGCCUCGUCGACCCCUCGCCGCUUGCCCUGCGGACCGUGCCUCCUGCAUCAUGUGCGGUAUAUUUGCUUACUUAAACUACCAUGUCCCUCGUACAAGACGAGAAAUUUUGGAGACCCUAAUCAAAGGCCUUCAGAGACUGGAGUACAGAGGAUAUGAUUCUGCUGGUGUGGGAUUUGAUGGCGGCAAUGACAAAGAUUGGGAAGCCAAUGCCUGCAAAAUCCAGCUCAUUAAGAAGAAAGGGAAAGUUAAGGCUCUGGAUGAAGAAGUUCACAAACAACAGGAUAUGGAUUUGGAUAUAGAAUUUGAUGUACAUCUUGGAAUAGCUCAUACCCGUUGGGCAACACAUGGAGAACCCAAUCCUGUCAAUAGCCAUCCCCAGCGCUCUGAUAAAAAUAAUGAAUUUAUUGUUAUUCACAAUGGAAUUAUCACCAACUAUAAAGACUUGAAAAAGUUUUUGGAAAGCAAAGGCUAUGACUUUGAAUCUGAAACAGACACAGAGACAAUUGCCAAGCUGGUUAAAUACAUGUAUGACAAUCGGGAAAGUCAAGAUACCAGUUUUACUACCUUAGUGGAGAGAGUUAUCCAACAACUGGAAGGUGCUUUUGCACUUGUAUUUAAAAGUGUUCAUUUUCCUGGCCAAGCAGUUGGCACACGACGAGGUAGCCCUCUGUUGAUUGGUGUACGAAGUGAACAUAAACUUUCUACUGAUCACAUUCCAAUACUCUACAGAACAGGGAAAGACAAGAAAGGAAGCUGCAAUCUCUCUCGGGUAGACAGCACAACUUGCCUUUUCCCUGUUGAAGAAAAAGCGGUAGAGUAUUACUUUGCUUCUGAUGCAAGUGCUGUCAUAGAACACACCAAUCGAGUUAUCUUUCUUGAAGAUGAUGAUGUCGCAGCAGUGGUGGAUGGCCGUCUAUCUAUCCAUCGAAUUAAACGAACUGCAGGAGAUCAUCCUGGACGAGCUGUGCAAACCCUCCAGAUGGAACUCCAGCAAAUCAUGAAGGGCAACUUCAGUUCAUUUAUGCAGAAGGAAAUUUUUGAGCAGCCAGAGUCAGUUGUGAACACGAUGAGAGGACGAGUCAACUUUGAUGACUAUACUGUGAAUUUGGGGGGUUUGAAGGAUCACAUCAAGGAGAUUCAGAGGUGUCGGCGUUUGAUUCUUAUUGCUUGUGGAACAAGUUAUCAUGCUGGUGUAGCAACACGUCAAGUUCUUGAAGAAUUGACAGAGUUGCCUGUUAUGGUGGAGCUAGCCAGUGAUUUCCUGGAUAGAAACACACCAGUCUUUCGAGAUGAUGUUUGCUUUUUCAUCAGUCAGUCAGGGGAGACAGCAGAUACCCUGAUGGGUCUUCGGUACUGUAAAGAAAGAGGAGCUUUAACUGUGGGGAUCACCAACACGGUUGGUAGUUCCAUAUCACGGGAAACAGACUGUGGAGUUCAUAUUAAUGCUGGGCCUGAGAUUGGUGUGGCCAGCACAAAGGCUUAUACCAGCCAGUUUGUGUCUCUUGUGAUGUUUGCCCUUAUGAUGUGUGAUGACAGGAUCUCCAUGCAAGAGAGACGUAAAGAGAUCAUGCUUGGAUUGAAGCGGUUGCCUGAUUUGAUUAAGGAAGUACUGAGCAUGGAUGAUGAAAUUCAGAAGUUGGCAACAGAACUUUAUCAUCAGAAAUCAGUCUUGAUAAUGGGACGUGGCUAUCAUUAUGCUACUUGUCUUGAAGGAGCUUUGAAAAUCAAAGAAAUCACAUACAUGCACUCUGAAGGCAUCCUUGCUGGUGAAUUAAAACAUGGCCCUCUGGCUUUAGUGGAUAAGUUGAUGCCUGUCAUUAUGAUCAUCAUGAGAGAUCACACUUAUGCCAAGUGUCAGAAUGCUUUUCAGCAGGUGAUUGCUAGGCAGGGACGCCCGGUGGUGAUUUGUGAUAAGGAAGAUACUGAGACCAUUAAGAACACAAAAAGAACAAUCAAGGUGCCCCAUUCAGUGGACUGCUUGCAGGGCAUUCUCAGUGUGAUCCCCUUACAACUGCUGGCUUUCCAUCUUGCUGUGCUGAGAGGAUAUGAUGUUGAUUUCCCCCGGAAUCUUGCCAAAUCUGUAACUGUAGAAUAAGGAGCAUCUGGGCGACUAAGCAACACAAGACACCUUUUGUAUUUAAAACCUUGAUUUAAAAUGUCACCCUUCUAAGCCUUUUUUAAGCAAAUCCUUAUUUAUAAAUCAGUUAUAAUUAUUCCACUCAAUUUGUGAUUUUUGUGAAAUUACCUCAUAUUUUUCCAGUAAUUUGUGGGGGACUUUGAAUAGUAGAAUCUGUAUUGCAAUUUGUAUCAGAAAUGAGAUUUAGGUCUCAUUUUCUUUAAGGGACACUGGGUGUUGAAUUUCUGCUCCCCUCCCCAAUCUUAGAGUAUUGAAUGUUUUUAAACUAAUUGUUACUUGUUUUAAGAUGCUUCUGUUUAUUCAGACCAGUGAAAGAGUAAUGCAUUUAAUUGGAAUAUCUAAAGCCAAUAAUACUUGAACAUUUCAUUAAGGCUUUGCUAAGUUAUAUAUAAAGAGAAUAUGCCGUGAUUUACUUUGAAAUUUGUGUUUUGUUUUUCAAUGAAACUGUAAAACUUAAUAACUAAAAAUUUUUCAUGAUGGGAUUUAUAACUAAGUUAGGUUAAUAACCUUUGUCUCAAGCUCUUUCCUGUUAUCUGUAGGUUGAGGUAACGUAGGACACUAAAUAGUAUAGGAAAGCAUUGGUUUUCUCCAACCCUUAGCAGAACCUAUUUGCACAAACUCAUAGCACAAACUUUAACUUCGAGCUGCUUUGAACAACUGACAAUGUGAUUUUAAAUUUGAAGAUGGAAUACAUACAUGUUGGGUAUCCUUUUCCUGUUUUUUCAUCUCUUUAAAGUGGUUUCUAAUUCCUUAUAUAUGAAGGAUUUUCUUUAAUGACUUUUGAAUGACUUUUAUCUUGUUCUUUGAAAUUACCACACACAGUUGCUAUCACACAGUUAAAUUAAUAUUGAUGUAUUCA
Molecule: messenger RNA, 3130 nt
Organism: Talpa occidentalis (Iberian mole)
Lineage: Eukaryota; Metazoa; Chordata; Mammalia; Eulipotyphla; Talpidae
Gene: GFPT1
Product: glutamine--fructose-6-phosphate transaminase 1
Exons: 19
Coding region: 184-2229 (681 amino acids)
Biological process (GO): carbohydrate derivative biosynthetic process; UDP-N-acetylglucosamine metabolic process; fructose 6-phosphate metabolic process
Molecular function (GO): L-glutamine:D-fructose-6-phosphate transaminase (isomerizing) activity; carbohydrate derivative binding
Source: RefSeq, a predicted model, not a curated record